AUGACAGAUAACGUGACAGAUGACACAACAGCCAACAAUGUGACAGAUGACACAACAGCCAACAAUGUGACAGAUGACACAACAGCCAACAAUGUGACAGAUGACACAACAGCCAACAAUGUGCUAGAGAUCAUGCACACGCACUACUGGCAGAAGGAGAUGUUCCCAGGUACGCCCAGCAGCCUGAGCAGCGUGAGUCUGCGCACAGAUGUCAGCAUGUCCCUCUCACAGCCGAGCGCUGGAGGAGACGCAUUGUCAGAGCACCGUCGCUCCAACAGCCUGGUGGCGCCCUCUGACGGGCGACUGGAGACGCGCAGUCUGAAGGAGGACCACACGCUGGCGACACUCGAUAUUGCCGACCGGCGAGGUCAGCAGUCGAUCCGGCGAGGUGAGAGCGUGCAGAGUAACCCGGAGGGUCGCCGUGCCGGGCCGCCCCGCCCGCCGCCGCCCCGCACGCAGCCCUCGCACGAACUCGAGCCACCUACCAG
Priapulus caudatus is the source of this 488-nucleotide messenger RNA. RefSeq lists its product as uncharacterized. The transcript has 4 exons. Lineage: Eukaryota; Metazoa; Priapulida; Priapulimorpha; Priapulimorphida; Priapulidae. The record is from RefSeq and is a predicted model, not a curated record. The annotation marks the transcript as partial.